UACUCCUCCGGUUUAAUAGAGCGGUGUGUGUGUGGAUUUGCUUGUGCAUGGCUCUUAAACAUGAAUUCAGAAGCUUUCUGAAUCACCUUCUAAACUCGCAGUUACUUUUGUGUGUACUGUUUGCUUUAAGUUUUUAGUCUCUGAGCGCUCUCUAAAUGAGACAGAAGUUUGUGUGUUCACAUUUUUACUUUGACGUGUUGAUCCUGCUUUUAUGUCGAGCAUUGGGUGUAGUGUUAGUCUCUGAGUGUGUUUCGUGUCUCAUCUGGAGUGUGAGGGAGAGCUGCUUAAUAACUCUGAUUAAACUAUGACUUCACUUUGUGCUGGCAAUAUUGAUGUGCAAGUGGUCUGCUGACAGAUUGCUCAGUAUUUAAAUCAGUAAACAGAGUGGGAUAUUAACACAUUAUAAAAGCUGAGAGACAGUAUAACACAGUAAUAAUCCAGCAUAAACCACAGGCUGAUGGCUCCUCUGGCUGAGACUCAUCCCGCCUCGCCGCCACCGGAACUCGGAGCGGACGCGGACAAACAUGAGCCCCAAACCCCGACGCGCACCCUCAGUCCCUGGCCCGCGCAGCAGUGGGAGCCGGAGCAGGAGGAAGAGGUGGACCCGUGGGAGCUGCCGGAGCUCCUGGACACCGGGGUGAAGUGGUCAGAGUUGGACCGGCGCGGAAAGGUCCUGCGGGUCUGCACCUCUGUCCUGAAGUUGCUGCUGCUGCUCGGCCUGCUCUACAUGUUCGUCUGCUCCCUGGACAUCCUCAGCUCUGCUUUCCAGCUGGUCGGAGGGAAGGCAGCGGGGGACAUCUUUAAAGAUAAUGCGGUGCUGUCCAACCCUGUGGCCGGGCUGGUGAUCGGGGUGCUGGUCACGGUUCUAGUCCAGAGCUCCAGCACCUCCUCCUCCAUCGUGGUCAGCAUGGUAUCGUCUGGAUUGCUGGAGGUGAAGUCAGCAGUGCCUAUCAUCAUGGGUGCAAAUAUCGGCACUUCAGUAACAAACACUAUUGUGGCUGUGAUGCAAGCUGGAGACCGCAAUGAGUUUCGCAGGGCUUUUGCGGGGGCGACGGUGCAUGACUUCUUCAACUGGCUGUCGGUGCUGGUGCUCCUGCCUCUGGAAGUGGCCUCAGGGAUGCUCUACAGACUCACCAAACUUGUGAUCGAUUCCUUCAACAUCCAGACGGGCGCAGACGCUCCAGACCUGCUGAAAGUCAUCACAGAGCCGCUCACCAAGAACAUCAUUGAGCUGGACACCUCUGUGAUUCGUGACAUCGCCACUGGAGACCCUGCUGCCCGAAACAAAAGUUUGAUCAAGAUCUGGUGUAAAACGGAAAAAAUUACGAACCUGGUGAACGUGACCGUCCCGGGAAUCGCAAACUGCACUCCGGACGCCCUGUGCUGGGUGGAUGGAGACUUGAUCUGGACCCAAAAGAACCAAACCGAUACCAUCUACUUGAAGAAAUGUACGCACAUGUUCGUGUUUGCGGAUCUGCCUGAUCUGGCGGUGGGUUUGAUCCUGCUGGCUCUGUCUCUGCUGGCUCUCUGCACAUGCCUGAUCCUCAUAGUUAAACUGCUGAACUCCAUGCUGAAGGGUCAGGUGGCCGUCGUCAUCAAAAAAGUGCUCAACACAGAUUUCCCCUUCCCCUUCGCCUGGGUUACAGGAUACCUGGCCAUCCUCGUGGGAGCCGGAAUGACCUUCAUUGUUCAGAGCAGCUCCGUCUUCACCUCCGCCAUCACUCCUCUAGUCGGUAUUGGUGUGAUCAGUUUGGAGAGAGCAUAUCCACUCACACUGGGCUCCAACAUCGGCACAACCACCACUGCUAUACUGGCGGCCAUGGCCAGUCCUGGAGAAACACUGGCCAACUCGCUACAGAUUUCUCUGUGUCACUUCUUUUUCAACAUCGCUGGUAUCCUGCUGUGGUACCCCAUCCCCUUCACACGUGUGCCCAUCCGACUGGCCAAAGCGCUGGGCAACCGUACAGCUAAAUACCGCUGGUUUGCGGGCCUGUAUCUCAUUCUCUGCUUUCUGCUGUUUCCGUUGACCGUCCUGGGACUCUCCAUUGCAGGAUGGCAGGUCCUGGUGGGCGUCGGGGUGCCAGUGUUGGUGCUCGCCAUCUUUGUGAUUGUGGUGAACGUCAUGCAGAAACGAUGCCCUCGCUUUCUGCCCUCGUUCAUCCGCAGUUGGGAGUUUCUGCCCAAACCGCUGCACUCCCUGAAGCCCUGGGACCGAGUGGUGACUGCGGGAAUGAGCUUCUGCAGGACUCGCUGCUGCUGCUGCUGUAAAUGCUGCAGAAAUGAAGAGAAAAACCACGUGGAGAACAACGACAGGAGCCUGGAGAUGUAUGACAACCCAGCACUCGCUAUAGAGGACGAGGCUAAAGUGACUGCUACACAUUUAUAAUGCUACAUGGACUCCAUUUUAAUUUAUGCAAGUCGUGUUUUGAUGAUCGCAGGGUGAAGCACCAUGACUUUUUAAGCUGCUAUUGGUUUUUAGUUUGGUUAUAAUGCUGCAUUGAGAUGCCUUGUUGAGAUUAGAGCGAUGGCGAAACAACAUCGUUUGAGAAAUCGGUUCUGCAUCAAAUCUGAGUUUCUCAAAUUGCAUUGCGACUCGGAUCGAAUCGGAGGUUAGUUUUUAAAAGCAGAUGGUGCUGUGUGCAGCUGUUAAACACCAGCCUAGAGCGCCAUCAGCUGUUAAACACCAGCCUAAAGUGCUGUUAAACACCAGCCUAGAGCUCCAUCUAAUGUUUAUCACCAACCUAGAGCUCUAUCUGCUCUUAAACACCAGCCAAGAUCGUUGUCUACUUUUCAACACCAGUCUAGAGCGCCAUCUGCCAUUAAACACUAGCCUAGAGCGCCAUCUGCUGUUUAACACCAUCCUAGAGCGCCGUCAUCUGUUUAACACCAGUCUAGAGCGCCAUCUACUGUUCAACACCAGUCUAGAGCACCAUCUGCUGUUUAACACCAGCCUAAAGUGCUGUUAAACACUAGCCUAGAGCUCAAUCUUAUGUUUAUCACCAACCUAGAGCUCUAUCAGCUCUUAAACACCAGCCUAGAUCGUCGUCUGCUGUUCAACACCAGUCUAGAGCACCAUCUGCUGUUUAACACCAGCCUAGAGCGCCGUCAUCGGUUUAACACCGGCCUAGAGCGCCAUCUGCCAUUAAACACUAGCCUAGAGCGCCAUCUGCUGUUUAACACCAUCCUAGAGCGCCGUCAUCUGUUUAACACCAGUCUAGAGCGCCAUCUACUGUUCAACACCAGUCUAGAGCACCAUCUGCUGUUUAACACCAGCCUAGAGCGCCGUCAUCG
This is a messenger RNA of Danio rerio (zebrafish), 3291 nucleotides long. NCBI's taxonomy places the organism in Eukaryota, Metazoa, Chordata, Actinopteri, Cypriniformes, Danionidae. The record is from RefSeq and is a predicted model, not a curated record.